AAGUAAUGAAGAUGAAGAAAUCAUUCCAAUCAGUACAGAUGAAUUACUUGACAAUAAAACUACGGAACGAGUUAUUCCAACACGUAUAAUAAAAGAGAUUUCAGCAUUAUCACCAACAGCAACAGAAAAUUCUGGAAAUGCAUUAAGAAGAAAUUGGUGGAAAUUAUUAAUGGCAUUUAUUAUCACAAUUGUAGUAAUAACUGUUGGAAUUUAUUUCUUGGCUAAAAGACCGCGUUCAAAAUCGGACGAAUCAAAUAAUAAUAAUAGUUCAGGCAAUGAAACUACAAAUUUCAAUUAUCCACCCAACGUCACCUAUGAUUCUUUUUAUAUACCAAUUUUACCUCAGCUCGAUUCUUCUUUUAUGAAAAUAGAUAAUUCGACAUUUGACAAUACAAAAUCAUCGUUGAAUUCACCACCAAUAAAUCAAGAAUAUCCAUAUGGACAAGCAGGUUAUCCAAUACGUGGUGUCAAUUUGGACGGUUGGCUAGUACUUGAGCCAUUGAUUGUUCCAUCGUUUUUCAGUCCUGAUGCUCCGGAUGAAGCUUCAGUUGCCAAAUCACUUGGCCCUGAUGCGGCAAAAACUAAAUUUAUAAAGCAUUAUAAUGAGUUUGUUAAUGAAGAAGAUUUUAAAAAAAUGUCAGAAUUUGGAUUAAAUCAUGUCAGAAUUCAAAUUGGAUUUUGGGCAAUUGAAGUAUUGGAGGGCGAAUCAUAUGUGCCAUAUGCGAGCUGGCAAUUUCUGUUGAGAGGAAUCAAUUGGGCGAGAAAGUACGGAUUAAGAGUUUUUGUAGAUUUACAUAAAGUUCCAGAUGAUAAAGGGAUACUUAGAAAGGUUGGAAACUUUAAUGAUAAUGGCCUCAAUGGCCUAAAUGAAUCACAACGUACACUUCGACAUAUAAAAGCAUUGGCGAACUUUUUCAAUAGGGAUAAUUAUACUCAUGUGACAUCACUACUCGGACCAAUCGACGAGACAAAUUCUAAAUUUGUGGUUGGAAAUCUCUCCGAAUUCUAUAACAGAUCUUAUCAAAAUAUAACCGCCUCUUAUAAUGAUAGUAGCCGACAACCCUAUGUGGUACUUGACGAAGCUCAGGCAGGAUUUUCAACAUGGUGGACUUUAUUAAAGUCUCUAAAUCGUGCUAUUCUGGGUAGUCAUAGUUGGUUUAUAUACAAUAAGGAGUUCAGUUCCGCAAAUUCAUCCGACUAUGAAAAAUUAAUUUUGUCUUGGUCAUGCGAACAAAAAACUAACUUUUUUAGUAAUGCAAAUGAAAAUGUCAAAACAAUUGCCACUGAAUGGGCUGCAGUUGUAAAUGAUUGUGACCACAUGCAUGCUAUUGAUUCUAGUAUUUUGCUUCCAUGUUCGACUUGCAAAUGUGAUAGUGAUAAUGAUUGGCGGAAUUGGAAUCAAACGAAAAAAGACUCAUUGUUAAAGUUGGCUGAAGUUCAAAUGGAUGCAUAUGAGAGUGGAAGUGGAUGGUUUUAUUGGACCUGGAAAACCGAGAAUAAUCAUGCACCAAAAUUCGAUUACAAACUUGGUGUGGAGAAUGGAUGGAUUCCUGAUCUGAAAAAAAAUCGUACCAGUACAUCUUUUUGUGAUUCUAGAAAUGCAAAUUGA
Ambispora gerdemannii is the source of this 1609-nucleotide messenger RNA. The record is from the annotation of a GenBank genome assembly. NCBI's taxonomy places the organism in Eukaryota, Fungi, Glomeromycota, Glomeromycetes, Archaeosporales, Ambisporaceae.